AUGCAUACUGGAUUCUACGCAAAAGCGCUGGAGGCAAGGUGCAAGCCUCCAAAAGUCUGCCACUGUGGAUAUCAGCGUUGUUGUUUUGCGCGCAUUCGCUUAUGGGCGGUGUCAUUUUCAACACGUGGCUGGGACAAAUGCGAUUCUUCGAUGGAGUUUAUUGCAGAGGUGCUGACACAAAGUCUACGGCACCGUAAGUGGAGUCGGGAAGAAGACGGCAUAGAAAGUGCUGCAAGUCUUCAAAUCGUAAACUGCUCUUCCGAGCCUCUUAAUGUCAUCUUCAUAUCCAUUGCAACUAUUGGCUACGGUGAUUUUGUUCCUGUGCCCGAUUCGUGGUUCCACACAGUGUCGAUUAUGACCUUUCUCUCAGCAGGUGCCAUCAUUCUCACAACGCUAAUUGACACUUUUAGCUACUAUCUUAAUUAUGUGCAUUAUAUUGGACGAAAAUUCACUGGUACAAAACAUGUCCAAAUUUGGUUUGGCGGAAGAAUGCUCACCGUUCAAGAACUAAUCAAAAUAUGAGACCCCUGCCGGUCAAUGAUGCCGCUCGGCCGGUGUUUGUAAGCGCUCGUUCGGCAUCUUUCGAUUGUAUACUGCUCGGCCGGUUGAUUGGUGGCCGCUGAACCGGUGAUUGUGCCCGUCCGCCCGGU
This is a messenger RNA of Cylicocyclus nassatus, 650 nucleotides long. Lineage: Eukaryota; Metazoa; Nematoda; Chromadorea; Rhabditida; Strongylidae. The record is from the annotation of a GenBank genome assembly.